Lactuca virosa is the source of this 983-nucleotide messenger RNA. NCBI's taxonomy places the organism in Eukaryota, Viridiplantae, Streptophyta, Magnoliopsida, Asterales, Asteraceae. The record is from the annotation of a GenBank genome assembly.
UUUGUAUUUCAUCCUCAUCCACCUCUUAUCUUCUUUCUCACUCGCUCCCAAGUCUCAACACACGCACGUCGAUGGCAGUAUCUCGGAGCAUGUCGCCGGCAAUUUCCACUACACCUACCCCUUUUUACCACUCAUCUUCUUCUCUCUCAAUUUUUCCAAAAACCCAUCAUCCUUCACAUUUGUUUCGAACUAUAACCUUUUCAACCACUCCCAAUUUCCCCUGUAAUUCCAAAACUUCAACUUCAGUUUCAGGAAUCUGGGACGCCAUUACAGGAGGAGCCGGUUCAUCCCGUGAAUCCCUAAUCGCAAUUCGACGAGGAAUGGUUCUCUUUCGUCAGGGUGAUGUAGCGGGGUCUGUAGCAGAGUUCGAUAAUGCAAUUCAACUUGAUCCUCGUCAAAAGGCAUAUCUUUGGCAAAGAGGGCUCUCACUGUAUUACCUUGAUAGGUUUGAAGAAGGGGCAGAGCAAUUCCGAAUAGAUGUAGCACAAAAUCCAAACGACACUGAGGAGUCAAUUUGGUGUUUUCUUUGUGAAGCUCAACUAUAUGGAGCUACUGAAGCAAGAAAACGAUUUCUUGAGGUUGGAAGAGAUCCUAGACCUGUUAUGAGAGAAGCGUAUAACAUGUUCAAAGAUGGUGGUGACCCUCAAAAGCUUGUAGAUGUGUUUUCUAAAGGACGAGAGAGUGAGUAUUUUUAUGCUUCCCUAUACGCUGGCCUUUAUUAUGAAUCUCAGAAUGAAGCUGACAAGGCCAAAGUUCACUUGGUUGCUUCAUGUAAAUCACCUUAUGGGGAAAGGUUGGAUGAUUAUAUGGCAUCCUUGGCGAAAGUUCAUUGUCAGUGUCGAAAGUGGGAGUUGUAGUUGAAUUAUAUAUAUAGCAAGUUCAUUGUCAGUGUCGAAAGUGGGAGUUGUAGUUGAAUUAUAUAUAUAGCUCGAUCCACCUUUUGUAAAUUGAAUUUGACUCUUUGAGAAAUCCAUUUUAUAGAU